Micropterus salmoides (largemouth bass) is the source of this 2174-nucleotide messenger RNA. RefSeq names its product hydrogen voltage-gated channel 1 (gene hvcn1). Gene Ontology annotation, biological process: proton transmembrane transport. Gene Ontology annotation, cellular component: plasma membrane. The transcript is spliced from 5 exons. The coding region runs from base 1175 to 1924 and encodes 249 amino acids. Gene Ontology annotation, molecular function: voltage-gated proton channel activity. The record is from RefSeq and is a predicted model, not a curated record. Lineage: Eukaryota; Metazoa; Chordata; Actinopteri; Centrarchiformes; Centrarchidae.
AACUGUUACUCGAUCGUAUCUUGGUAAAACCCUCAGUGCUCACGGCUGAAUCUUUGCGUCUCCCGAAACCCAGACUGUGUAACGUUACUGUCAGCAAAAACGCUUGGUUGGCAAAACCGAAUCAGACGGAUGUUUUUAUCACGAGUUUCAGUCUGCUGGCCGACACACAGGGACAGGUUAUCCACCAGUGAAGACCAAGCUCAUACAAGUCUUCAUUUUUAUGAGUGCUACAGCUCAUUUAUAUUUCACUUUAAAUCGGCUGUUGUUACUUUAAAUUCUAAUUCAUCCUCCAAGUCGAUUCUCCUGUGAUUUCUGCCACAUCUUGAUGGAGGAAUAUAAAAUAAAAAUGUUAAAUAUGGUGUGAUAAUUGUAAAACCAUUUGACUGAAAGGUGAUUUGCGAAAGUCAACCUGUGCUUUUAGCUGGUAUAUGAAAGUUGAAUGGCUUUUUCUGUAUCUGUCAGCAGGACACGCAGUGCUGAUUCCAGUCCAGUUCAUCCUAUAGUUACAGAGUUCUACACUCCCCAUGUCCCGGUGUCAUGCAGCUGUGUAGAGGGGGGAUGUGGUGGCAGUUUGACCGCUUUACAAGGGGGGUUAUUAGAAUACUCGAUGGAUGUCUUCCAUCUGAACUGUCAAUAAUCUCGUGACUUUUUUCCUCAGCCAGUAGCUUUUGGAUUGUGUGUGUGUCUGGGGGGGUUGCUUACAGCUUCCUGCUGAAGACUGAGAUGUUUUGCUUUCCUAAUACUAUGUUGUGAAAAAAGGAGAAGUACACUCAGAUUGUCUAACAGUAUGGGGAGAUCUGCCUACAUGGUGACAUUUAAACAUGUUACAUAGCUGAGGGUGGAAGACAGUAGAAACAGCUUCACUGACCUACAUUAGUGCACAUUUUCAAAUACUACAGCCACAGCAGCUCCUACAGGCUUGAUAUUUCAUAGCAAACAGGUAUGUUUCAUGCUAAUUAUCUUGCUAACAUAAACUCUAUAAUUACUAUCCAACACCAUGUCCAAAAUAUGUUUGGAGCAACACUUUAAUGUGGUUUCCUAAAAGAGAUGCAUCAUUUUGUUAUUUUGUUUCCUAAAGCAGCAUAAAAACCUUUUGUAAGUUGCAGUUUUUGAAGUUGUAUAGAGACAGCUAUGUAAGCUUGCUGUACUGCUGCUGACAUGUCACUAAAUUGAAAUGCACACUUUAAUUUUUCCCUCUGAGGUGAGCCGUGGUGGGACCACUCCUUUUGUAGAGCCCGCUGUCAUGGCUCGGUACCUUAAGUAUUUCACCACUGUGGGUGAUGAGCAUGCAGUCCAGUUGGAAGAGGAAGAGCUGCAUGUGGCCAGCGAGGAGCUGAGUCCGGCCACAGGCCAGUUUCCAACAACACUGACCUUCAGGGAUUCACUGCAAAGGCUCUACAAGUCCGAUCGGUUCCAGGUGUUGGUGGUGUGUUUAGUAAUCCUGGAUGCCAUCUUUGUUCUGGCGGAGCUGCUUAUAGAUCUGUCCGUUAUCCAGUUGGAACAUGGCCACAUUGUUCCUGAGGUGUUUCACUAUCUGAGUUUGGCUGUUCUCACAUUCUUCAUGGUGGAGCUGGCUGGUAAGCUCUUUGCUUACCGCCUGGAGUUCUUUCAGCACAAGUUUGAGAUAUUUGAUGGUUUGGUGGUGGUACUUUCCUUUGUGUUGGACAUUGUCUACAUCUUCCAUGAGGACGCCUUUGAUGCGGUGGGUCUCCUGAUCCUGCUGCGACUCUGGAGGGUGGCCAGGAUUAUCAACGGUAUCCUGGUGUCUGUGAAGACACGUGCACACCAAAAGAUCCACAAGUUGAAGGAGAGCUAUGACCACCUCGUUCAAAGAGUCACAGAGCUGCAGGAGCGUAGUGAUAAACUGGAACAAGAGAACCAGAGGCUUCAGGCCCUCCUGAAGAAGCACGACAUAGACUUCUAACUCAUCAUGCUAACUGUUGUGGAGCUACUGUUCACUCUCAUUGAUACUGUGUACCUUUCUUUUAAUUUUCAAAUAUACAUUCCAAGAUGAUCUUUUAUUUUAGACCUUAUUUUAGUAUUCUGACUUACUGUUACUGGAGAGAAAGCCUUUUUUUCCAAUAUGUGUAUCAGUAGAUCCAUAUCCAGGUUUCCAGUCAUCGUAGUGAUGGAAACCAGUGAAAUGGUAAAUAUUGGUAAAUAUUUGAAACAUU